GAGUAGGCGGGAGGUUUUCCCUUCAGCGUCCCCUCAAAUAAAACCGACGGGUCUGAUGGGAAUGGUCAUCUGAGCAUGGAACCGACAUGGCGGAGGUCAGUGGCUGGUUUCCUCCUGCUUCUUCCUCUCCUGCUCGUGGCGGAGGGCGCCGGCAAAGAGCGAGUCUACUACAUCGGGAUCGUUGAGGAUUUGUGGGACUACGCACCGAGCGGCCGAAACCUCAUCACCGGGGCACAAGUGGCCAACGAUGAAUAUGCAUCUGUAUUCUUGGAGCAAGGGCCCCAUCGUAUCGGAAAGGUUUAUAAGAAGGCCAUGUUCCGACAGUACACAGAUGCCACAUUUAGCCGCCAGGCUCCCCGACCCGACUGGCUGGGCUUCCUGGGGCCACUGCUCCGGGCCGAGGUCGAGGAUGUCAUAAUAGUCCACAUGAAGAACUUUGCCUCCAGGAGCUACUCGGUGCAUCCUCACGGAGUCUUCUAUGAAAAGGAUGCUGAGGGUGCGCUUUAUCCAGAUGGGACGUCCCCCAAGCUGAAGCAGGAUGACGCCGUCCCACCAGGGGGAACGUACACUUACCGCUGGGAGGUCAAGCCAGAGUUCACCCCCACAGAGGGAGACGCCGACUGUCUGACCUGGAUCUACCACUCCCACGUGGAAGCCCCUCGGGACAUCUCUUCUGGGCUCAUAGGGCCCCUGCUCACCUGCAAAAAAGGUACGCUGAAUGACACAGUCCGGCACGAGAACAAGCGAGACCCUCUGCUACAGCUGGAGCGUCUAGAUGUGGACCAGGAUAUCGCUCUGCUGUUCAGUGUGGUGAAUGAAGCUAUGAGCUGGUACAUGGAGGACAACAUCAACACCUUCUGCUCAGAUCCAGCCGGAGUCAACCGAGAGGACCCUGAUUUUGUGGAGUCAAACCUGAUGCAUGCCAUUAAUGGAUACGUGUUUGGCAACCUGCCUGGAAUCGAGCUAUGUCAGCACCGCCCGGUGGCCUGGCAUUUGUUCGGCAUGGGCAGCGAGGUGGACGUCCACUCGGCCUACUUCCAUGGGAACACACUGUUAGACCGCGGCCACCGCACCGACGUCCUCAGCCUCUUCCCAGCAACGUUCGCCACAGCCGAGAUGAUUCCCGCAGCGGCUGGAAAGUGGCUGCUGUCCUGCCAGGUUAACGACCACCUACACGCUGGGAUGCAGGCCCUGUAUGAAGUGAAGAGCUGUGGCGGUGAGGCCAGCCCCCCCUCAGUAAAAGGGGGAGUAGUCAGGCAUUUCUACCUGGCAGCUGAGGAGGUCCAGUGGGACUACGCUCCAUCAGGGAAGGAUCUAAUCAACGACCGAUAUCUUAAUGAGAGCCACAGUGCUUCACAGGUGUUUUUCGGCAGAAGUGGGGGGAGGCUCGGGGGGAGGUACAAGAAAGUGGUAUUUCGGGCCUACACAGACAACACCUUCAAAACCAGAGAACCACAAACACCCAAAUCACAACACCUAGGACUCCUGGGACCUGUUCUGAGGGGAGAGGAAGGAGACACUCUCCUGGUAACCUUCAUGAACAAGGCCGGGAGGAACUACAGUAUCCAGCCUCAUGGACUGCACUACGACAAACACUUCCAGGGAACCAGCUACGAGGACGGCGUUCGCAAUCCUGGUGCCCACGUGGCUCCCGGGGAGACCUUCAUCUACAACUGGACGGUGCAGGAGGGACCUUCUCCGUCCGACUCAGCUUGCAUCCCUUAUCUGUAUUACUCCGCCAGCGAACCGGCCGGGGACACCAACUCAGGACUAGUAGGACCUCUGCUGGUCUGCAAAAGAGGAGCACUGGGGGAGGAAGGCGCAAAGGAUGGCGCGAACAAAGAGAUGUUCCUCCUCUUCUCUGUCAUGGAUGAGAAUGAAAGCUGGUAUCUGGAGGACAACAUCAGGAUGUACGGCAGCAACGACACAAAGCCAGAGGAUGAACACUUUGUGGAGAGCAACAAGAUGCAUGCGGUGAAUGGGUUCAUGUAUGGGAACCUCCCUGGGUUGGAUUUGUGUGCCGGGGACAACGUUUCAUGGUACACCUUUGGCCUGGGUACGGAGGUGGACGUCCACGGUGUUUACGUCGAGGGCAACACCUUUCAGAGGCAGAACACAACCCGCGACACUGUCAGCCUGUUUCCUCACACGACAGCUGCCUUCACCAUGCAGCCCACCUCCACCGGUGUGUUUGAAGUAAGCUGCGGGACGACAGACCACUUCUCAGCUGGAAUGAGAGCGCAGUACACGGUGAAGGACUGCUCGGGACAUAAUGUCCCAAAAACGCACAAAGAACCAACAAAGGUUGUUCGGUAUUUUAUCAGCGCUGAAGAGGUAGAAUGGGACUACUCCCCUGACAGAGCCUGGGAACUGGAGAAUUACAAUACCACAGCAGACAACAGCCCAGGUAGUAUAUUUGUGGAGGGAGGGGAGAACAGAAUUGGCUCCCGAUAUAAGAAGGCAGUAUACAGAGAAUACACCGACGACACCUUCAAAACACGCAAGGAACGCCAGCCUGCCGAACAGCACCUGGAAAUUCUGGGUCCGAUCAUAAAAGCAGAAGUCGGGGAGCGAAUACUAAUUACCUUCAAAAACAAAGCCAGCCGGCCGUACUCGAUCCACGCGCAUGGUGUGAAGGCCAGUGUUAUGCACGCCCCUGUGCAACCAGGCAACAUGACCGAGGUGAUAUGGGAUGUUGCUGAGAGCUCGGGUCCCGGCGUCUCAGAUCCUAACUGCAUUUCCUUCGUCUACUACUCCGCAGUGCACGUCAUCAGGGACCUGUUUAGUGGUCUUCUGGGACCGCUGGUGGUCUGCCGGCCCGGGACCCUGCAUGGCGAUCAGGGUUCUGAGAGAACCAGGAGCGACGUGGAUAAGGAGUUUGCUCUGCUGUUCCUGGUGUUUGAUGAGAAUUGGUCCUGGUAUUUAGAGGACAACAUCCAGACGUACAUAAAGGUGGAUCCCGAGAGUUUCACGCCAGACGAAGACUUUAAGGAGAGCAACCUGAUGCAUGCAAUAAAUGGUAAACUGUAUGGUAACCUCCGUGGUCUGGAGAUGACACAGGGCCAGAAGGUAGACUGGUAUCUACUGGGAAUGGGCAAUGAAGUGGACAUCCACACAGUUCACUUCCACGCCGAAAGCUUCAUCUACAAGACGGACCGGGUGCAUCGAGCCGAUGUGUUUGACCUCUUCCCCGGAACGUUCCAGACAGUAGAAAUGGUGGUAGGGAAUCCUGGGACUUGGCUGCUCCACUGUCAUGUCGCAGACCACAUCCACGGUGGCAUGGAGACUACUUUCACCAUCAGAGAGCCGGCAUCACAUGUCUCUCCGUCAUUAGCACCAGGGUUGGAAGGCUGCACGGCCAAACUGCUGCUCUCCGUGACACUCGGACUUCUUGUGUCGGGAGUUUUGCACUAGCGGAGUGACCGGCAGUGGACAGACCGACUGCACUAGUUAGACAUCCAGGGACUGUAUCACUGUUCUGUAUAUGUGCAAACCCAGAUAGCAUCCGCACAUGGGCCACUUCAGGCAAUGAUGCAGCACUGACGGCCUUCUUCUGGCCCUGACAAAAUGGACGUGAACCUGAAGUGGCCCACGUGUAUAAUAGCAAAUAUGGCCCAAAUAUACCAAAUCAAAUGUGGAACUUUUUUGGUAAAGGUGUAAUCUGGAUGUGGCCUGUGUGGUAAAUGGUGAAUACGGCCCAAAUAUCACAAAACAAAUAUGGGCCACCUUUGGCAAAUAUGUGGCACAUGCAGUCUUGCUAUGGCUUGGUUCUGGCCCAGAUCUGGCAAACAGGAGCGGACCGCCCAAGUGCCAUCAUUCCACACGGUAUGUGGGCCGGAUGAAAAGUGUGGGUGUGGGACGGGUCCGGGCCACAGUAAUUUUGCUAUCUGGGUAUGUGUGUCAAUGUUAUGCAAUGUAAUCCAUCAGAUAUGUGGGCACAAUCAUGUAUACAAUCAAAAGCUGUUUUCUUUCUCUUUCUUUUCUUUUUUUUUUUAAACUAAUUUGAAACUUUUCUAUGGCGUUGGAUUGUUUAUAUGGUGUUUCAGUUUUCGGGGUAUAUUGCACUGUAUUUUGACUGAAAUAUGCAAAGUUGAACUGUACCAAAUAUGAAUGAUUUUUGAAUUGUGAAUAAAAACUAUCAAGUUUC
This is a messenger RNA of Lampris incognitus (smalleye Pacific opah), 4147 nucleotides long. RefSeq names its product hephaestin-like 1b (gene hephl1b). Gene Ontology annotation, cellular component: plasma membrane. Gene Ontology annotation, biological process: iron ion transport. Bases 76 to 3414 code for a protein of 1112 amino acids. NCBI's taxonomy places the organism in Eukaryota, Metazoa, Chordata, Actinopteri, Lampriformes, Lampridae. The transcript is spliced from 20 exons. The record is from RefSeq and is a predicted model, not a curated record. Gene Ontology annotation, molecular function: copper ion binding; ferroxidase activity.